Molecule: messenger RNA, 2757 nt
Organism: Botrytis fragariae
Lineage: Eukaryota; Fungi; Ascomycota; Leotiomycetes; Helotiales; Sclerotiniaceae
Product: putative transcriptional regulator protein
Exons: 9
Coding region: 1-2757 (918 amino acids)
Biological process (GO): negative regulation of rDNA heterochromatin formation; negative regulation of silent mating-type cassette heterochromatin formation
Cellular component (GO): Rpd3L-Expanded complex; Rpd3L complex
Source: RefSeq, a predicted model, not a curated record
AUGGAUACUACCAGGCCUUCCUCGAAUUCUUCUAGUCGCGCAGAGAGAUCUACUCGCUCAAAUAAUAAAGUCGAAUCUCCACGAAAGUCGACUCCAGCCGCCUCACUUUCCUCGGACUCUCCUGACGACACAAUCACGGCCGAAGAUAGUUCCUCGACACGUCGAAAGCGAGGUCGAGUUGAUGGAGGUGAUAAGAUACAAAAAGGACAAUUAGUUGAUGAAGACACAGUCAUUGGUGUAGAUGAGGGAGGCGAUGACGAUGAAGCUGUUCGAUGCAUCUGCGGUUACGAUGAAUAUCCCGGACCGCCACAACUCGAGGACGACGAUAACAAGAAUAAUAUAAAAGAUGGAAUUGAGGAGCCAGUCAUAACAGCAGCGGAUUUUACAGAAGAUUUGGCGGGAUUUUUUCUACAAUGCGAUGUUUGCAAAGUCUGGCAACACGGCGGAUGUGUUGGAAUUAUGAACGAAGAUACAAGUCCCGAAGAAUACUUUUGCGAACAAUGUCGUAAAGAACUUCACAGAAUUCGUUCGGCGUCAAAUGGACAACGCUACUCUUUAUACCUACCCCUUCACCCGAAUCUCUCCAGAACAACCUCUCGAGCGGCUUCAUUUUCCAAAGACGGCACAAGAUCACCGAAGGGUGGUAAGAAUGCUCGACCCAGCUCCAGCUCUGCAAGCACAAAGAGGCGCUCAACAAUGAAUAGUAGAGAUGCUGCGUACUUUGAAGCUGCUGAAGAAGAAGCACUUCGAAAAGCCAUAGCAGCUAGUGUCGCAGAUAUCCCAGAAAGUAUUGAUGGCCGGAGUCGCAAAGCAAAAAGAAGCCGGAGCGACAGCGAAGACAAACACGAUGGACCCAAAAGGCAACGGACGGACUCGGCUUCUCCUACUCCUGAAGACGAUGAGAAACCACAAGAGGCACCCCACUCUCAAGCAGAAUCUGAGGAUAGCACAAUCGUGGGAAAUGGUCGAUUUGGAGCAGCUAAGAAGAUAAGGGGAGCAGCAGCUAAAAACCAUAGAGAAAAGGAAUUAAGGGAAGAACGAGAAAGGUCGAGGCUGGAAGCCGCAAAUAAAAGAAAAGGUCGAGCUGAACGGCGAAGGAUUGAAGAUUCAGAACCUAUUGAAGAGACACCGCCGGCGAUAAAACCUCCAAGCAAGAACCCUGAGGUAUCCGCGCAACCUCCAGAUCCGCCCCCAGUGUCACAAACGAUAGUGCCAGAUACACCUCCCCCAGUUCUGCCGCCAGUUUCGCAUAAGAAGGGUGGCAGACCUCCCAAUCCUCGAAAGGGUAAAUCGGGCAAGAAUCAAUACACUAGGGAAAGGGACGAUAACAACGCUCAAUCUCCCAAUCGAUCUCAAUCUAGAGAUAUUCCACGUACAGACGAUAACGUACAGACAACGACUAGCAGAGCUUCACACAAUGAGAGCAAGACUAGUAAGGCAAAGACCAGCGUAGGAAGCAAAAUUAGUAUGGCUGAGAUGAGGAAACGUGCUACAAAUAUCCUCGAUUUUAUAUCACGAACUCAAAUUGAAUUGGCUGCAGACCCGUCAAUACUUCCAAGUGGCAGUGGAGCAGAGAAAUCUAUUCGGGGACUGGUCGAAGAGACUCUCCCUAUGAUACAACUUAAUGGCGCAAAUGGAAAACAGGUGGCUCGAGGCGAAAGUGAAACACCAAAGGAAUUUAAGGAUUUAACGUGUCUGGAAAUGAUGGACAUUCUUACUAGGCAAUUAGUCAAAUGGCAAAAGGAGAUGGAUCUUAAGAUGGAUCUUGAAGUCGAGGGAAAAGUAGCCAUCGUCACUGGCGCGGGUUCAGGUAUAAAUCUCGCAUUCGCGACUCUCCUCCUCUCAAAAGGUUGCAAUGUGGUUAUAGCCGACCUCUCCCUCCAACCCGCCGCAACCCAACUCCUCACCACCUACACCUCCACUUCCCCGGAUCCCUCAUCCCCCAGUACCCCCACACCCCCACAAUGUCUGUACCACUCCACCGAUGUCACAUCUUGGCCUGCACUCACCUCCCUCUUCGAAUUCACCCUCUCCCAUUUCCCAGCAGGAAUAGACAUCCUCGUCCCCGGCGCCGGACUCUUUGAUCCCCUCUUCUCCAACUUCUACAAUCCCCCCGGAACCCCCCUCUCCCAAGAUACUCAUCAUCUAAGUCCCCCUCCCUCUCUCCAGCAACCCCUCGAAGAAAAACAAUCAAACACCACAUCUCCCAAAGUCAACCCCUUCCCCGGCUCUUUCCACACUCUCAACGUAAACAUAACGCACCCAAUCCGUCUCACGCAAAUGGGAGUCGAGUAUUGGACCUCGUCCAAAAGAAGCGGAAGAGUAAUUUGUGUGGGGAGCGUAGCGGGUCAAAUAGGAGUUAUGGAAACUCCGCUGUAUCACACGAGCAAAUUUGCGAUUACGGGGUUUGUGAGGAGUAUGGCGGGGUUGGAAGAGUUGGGGAUUAGGGUCACGGCUAUUGCGCCGGCGCUUGUGCAGACAGCAAUCUGGUCUCAUCAACCCGACAAAAUGACUAUGUUAACCUCUGAUCAAAAAUGGAUUCCCGCUGAGACAGUCGCAGAAGCUAUGUUAGAACUGCUUACUCGAGAAGACUAUGUAGGCGGGACGGUUUUAGAAGUUAGUGGGUGUGGGACUAGGGUUGUGAAGAUGAUUGGGGAUGAAGGGCCGACGUUUGAGCCGGGGUAUAUGAUUGGGAAUUUGAAGGGGUAUAAGGAGGAGAUUUAUGAGAAAUUGAGGGAGGGGAAGAUGGGGAUGUGA